AUGGCUGCAAGAGUCGCGGCUUUAUCUUGUUCUUUCCGAUGCCAAAGCGCGCAAGUCGUAUUGGGUCGGCCGCACUUUCAAAGUUAGCUGCGCAUAAAAACCGAUCGAACUUCAUAUUGGAUAGAUAUGGCCUUCAGAAGUUUAAACGUCUUCUGGACCAGGAGAAGCUCUAAAAGCUUGAUUUUUCAAAAAAAGAAUCGAUCUUAGUGAUAAUUUUUAAAAACUUCGGACACUAAAAAAAAGUUUCCGGCUGAAAAUUCGAUGGAUGAAAAGGUACUUUUGGACACCUUAAUUUCAAACAAGUCGAUUAAAGACCUUCUAAUUGGAGUUAUAAAGCCUCAAAGGUUAAUUCCUACCAUUUCAGUGAGGAGAAAAAAAGAAGUUAUAUGCUGACAAAAUGUAUAUUUUUCAGACCGGUUUGAAAUCAGGGUGUUCUAAAGUACCUCUUAGCAAAGUUUCAUCUAUUUCUUAACCGGAAAAUGAUGAAAAAUUGUUCAGAAGUAUCUCUUUUGAGACGUUUCAAGCAUUCAAAGACGGAGAGCUUGACAAACGGAAGAAACAGAAAAAAUGGCGACCUGAAGAAAAAAAAAGAGUGUUUCAGUAUAUUUGAGGCGUUCUAGCUUUAAGAAAAAGUGAAAGGCGCAGUUUUUUUUUGUAUGAAUUUGUAUCAUGAUCUCUUAAAGUACCUCUCGGAUCUUACGGAAUUUGAGCAACUGUUCGGAAGAAUCUAGUCUGAUUCAUUUCAAGCAUUUCGAAGACACUAAUUUUUAGAAAAGGACAAAAGAAUCGAAGUAACUUCAAAUCAUCAAACAACGAUGUAUCGAAAGGAAAAACAAUAAGACUAAACAUUUUUAUCAACACUGAACCCUUCAAAACGAUUAUGAUGAGCUAUGGACUUCACUGUCCCAAAAUUCCUAGUUUGAGUCAUUUCAACAAUUUCGCAAAAGUGAAAUUUGAGAUGGAGAAAUCGAAAAAAGGCUGUUUUCAAACGGUAAAAAUCUACUAAAAAGCAGAGUCAAAACUGCCAAAACAGGCUAUUUUUGGCCUAUGAGUCUUCCCUUCUCGAGAAUUGGGAGUUAAGCAUUUUGAGGCUAUCAGAAUCUUUUUUUGGUAGAUCUUUCAGGACCGAGAAGUGAAAUGAGGAACAGUUCGGAAAUGUCUAGUUUGAGUCGUUUCAAGCAUUUCAAAAACGUGUAUUUUAAGGUGGAAAAGUUGAAAAAAGUCUUUUUUCGUUUUCUAAGCGGUAAAAAUUAACUAAAAAACAGUCCCAAAACUGCUGAAACAGGCCAUUUUUGGCCUAGAGUCCUUACUUCUCGAAAACUAAGAGCUGAGCAGGUUGAGACUUUCAUAAUCUUCUUUUGGUAGAUCUUUCAAAACCAAAAAGCAAAGUAAGAAACAGUUCGGAAGUGUCUAGUUUGAGUCGUUUCAAGCAUUUCAAAAACGUGAAGUUUAAGGUGAAAAAGUUGAAAAAAGUCUUUUUUCGUUUUUCAAGCGGUAUAAAACUACAGAGAGCAGUACGGAAAACUGAUAAAACGGGCUAUUUUUGGCCUAUGAGUUCUAUUUCUCGAAAAGCAGGGAGUUGAGCAGGUUGAGACUUUCAUAAUCUUCUUUGGUACAUCAGGAAGUCAUCUGGUCAUUUUUGAGGACCGCAAAGCAAAGUAAGGAACUGUUCGGAAGUGUCUAGUUUGAGUCGUUUCAAGCAUUUCAAAAACGUGAAGUUUGAGGAGAAGGGGCGGAAAAAAGAGCGUUUUGAAGGGUCGCAUUGGGAAUUGGCAACACGACGGCGGCGGUGGCUGUGCCGCUGCUGCUGGUGGUAGUGGCAAAGGCAAGGGAAAGCCGACAUCCGGAAAGAAAACGGCGCCGCUGGAGGGAGAGGAAGGGAAGAGCCCCCGGCGAGGCUUUACACAGCGCCUUCUUUCGUCUUUUGCCACCGUCACACACACAGCCACAACCACCGCCAUCAGCAGCCGAGAGUUAAAACUGCUUUCCGGACAGGAAUCCUGA
Messenger RNA from Caenorhabditis auriculariae, 2004 nucleotides. Lineage: Eukaryota; Metazoa; Nematoda; Chromadorea; Rhabditida; Rhabditidae. The record is from the annotation of a GenBank genome assembly.